Molecule: messenger RNA, 1218 nt
Organism: Penicillium mononematosum
Lineage: Eukaryota; Fungi; Ascomycota; Eurotiomycetes; Eurotiales; Aspergillaceae
Exons: 6
Coding region: 1-1218 (405 amino acids)
Source: RefSeq, a predicted model, not a curated record
AUGUCAACCAACAUGGCAUUUGGCUUAGAGCCGCGAGAUGCCGCGUCGGACGCCAACAAGGGCAUAAUUGAAUUAUGGACGUUAUAUGCAAUUGGCGUUGCUGUAACAAUUCUUAGAACAUAUGCUCGGGGGAAAGCAGCAGGAUGGAGGAAUUUACGACUCGACGAUUAUCUUAUAUGGGUUGCAAUUUUACUCUAUACUGCACAAACAUCGCUUGCUUAUAGUGUGGGCAAUGUGUCUAAUGGCCUCGCCAACAAUGGCAUGUCACCCGCCCAGCGAGAGGCACUAUCGCCCGACGAUCCAAGUUACAAGCAUAGAGUGAUUGGCUCCAAAAUUCAAAUCGCGGGCUGGACUACUUAUGCGGCAUUGAUUAAUGCACUCAAAUUGUCCAUGCUGGCAUUCUACAUUAGACUGAUGGAGGGCCUUGGCCGGCGUUAUCAAAUUCCCAUUUAUGUUGGGUUUGUCCUUGUCAUCGGAAGCUUGCUCGCAAGUGUCAUCACGAUCUUUAGCGCAUGCCAACCAUUCCACAAAAACUGGCAGAUCAAUCCAGACCCCGGCAACACAUGCCAACCAGCCAUUUCGAAACCUGUCAUUGCAGUAACCUUCGCUGGAAACCUCCUUACCGAUCCAUAUCUCAUAUUUAUCCCAAUUCCCAUGCUUUGGAAAUCGAGUCUGAGGCCUGUGAAGAAGAUCGCGGCCACUAUCGUCCUCAGUGCGGGUGUCUUUAUUCUUGUCUGCGCCACUAUUAAAAGUGUUAUGCUCCUAGUGAAGCCUCAAGAUGGCGCAAAACUGGCUGAUGAGUGGGGCACCCGCGAAACAUUCGUCGCAGUCGUCACGACCAAUCUCCCCAUGAUCUUUCACCUGCUCAGAGUUUGGCUCAGCAAAGUUUUCGGCAGCCAGUUCCAGUCAUCCCACAAGACGCAUAAAUCGCCCUCGGCUGGUUUCCGGAGCAUUGGUGGUGGCGGCGACUUUUCCAGUCGGAAGAGUCAGGGUGCUGCUAGUUCGGAUCCUAUGACUAUUGGUAUGUCAUUUACCGAGAGUGAGGAGCGGAUGAUGGAAGAAGUCAAAUUGCAGAAUCUGAAGGCAUAUCCGGCACCUACGCCUGGCAACCAGGCCUCGGGUGCUAUCGUGGUCUCCAAUGAGAUUGAUAUCACCCAUGAGACUCGGGCUAAUCAAAAUAGUGAACAGCCUGUGAAGAAUGCACCUGGGGUAUGGUAA